UCGACUCUCGGAAGUCGGAUCAUACAGACAGUGUCAGUUUGCCGUGUCGACCGCACGCGCUAUUUAUUACGAUAACGAAACAACAAGUUGUGUAAAUAAUAAAAAUGGUGCCUAUAUCGUUAGUUGAACCCGCUGUACGAUCUUACAUCGUAUACUCCGGUAUUUUGGCGCUUAAGGUGCUGGGAAUGGCAGUGUUGACUGGAAGAGUUCGGUACAGGAAAAAAGUGUUCGCAAAUCCGGAGGACACCAAAACGACUAAAGGAGUUGUAAAAUUCGACGAUCCUGACGUCGAGAGAGUUCGACGCGCGCAUCUGAACGACUUGGAGAAUAUUCCAGCGUUUUGGCUACUCGGUGCAUUGUACCUGACUACAGGGCCCUCCGCCGAAUUGGCUACUCUUCUGUUCAGAGUGUUUACGGCUGGUCGGAUAAUACACACGAUUGUUUACGCCGUCAAACCCUUGCCCCAGCCGGCGCGAGCUAUCGCUUACGGUAUUCCUUAUCUUAUCAAUUGGUUUAUGGGAGUGCGCAUUGUGUCUUAUUAUAUAACCGCUCUAUAAACGGAUAUAAAUGUAGCUUGGAAGUUAGUAGGUAAAUCCUGAAACAUACAUAACGCGCGACGUCAGCGCGGCGCGACGAAAAUGUCCUUCAUGGUUUUUAGAAGUCGUAAUACAAGGAAUGAAAUGAAGGCGAAGUGCGCGUUGAAGCUACGCUUCUGUAGUAGCGUACCCACUGGGCGUUGCAUACGGGACUGGUAUAGCAAGCGCCCCAGGUAUGCGGCCGGAACGCUGUGAAGGCAAAAUGCUCGGCGCUCUAUGGAAUGAACUGGCGCGUGGUGGCCGGCGCCGGGCACGGGCGCUUGUUGUAUUUCAUUUCAUACAGUACCAUAAGUACGUUUUGUUUCACAGAGCCCGUCCGCUCAAGACAUCAUUUUCUCUAGUCCCUACCUACCGUUGUGUAACGCAAUCCCGAUUCCUUGUAUCAUCAGCCAGUGUACGCGCGCAUUUUGUGUAACGUUUUGUGAUGUUCUCGUCGCAUCGCACUGCCAUCGAGCGAAUUUGUUUUGUUUCAGGCUUAAGAGUAAUUUUACGGGACUGAGGUUUGAUUUGGAGAUAAAACUUUGGCAUUUUCAUGAUUUUAUGAUAUUUAAAACGGUUCAGUGGGGUUUCAUUAUUUAUCGAUAUUCGCUGGAAUAAUAACAGCAAUAGGAGAUUUUGUCACCUAAGUACAAGUAUUAUAAACGAAAUAUGUACCUAACCUACCUAUUGAUAGGUACAAAUUGUAUUAGAUACUAAACGACCUCUAUGUUAGUAUAUUAUAAUGUAAAUAACGGGUACCUACAUACCACGAAUAAUAUGAUACUUUUGAAUUAUUUUAUCGGUAUUUUGACCCAGUCGCAUAAGUCGUGGUCAGGACGGGACUCAAAAAAAUCCGUUGUGACCGCGACUCGUGCAACUGGGUGGUAUUUGUUUGAAAUAGCUCUUUUAGAGGUCUUCCUAAGGUAAUUCAAAGGGUUAGAUACUAUAGUGUAAAAUAGCAAGCAUAAUAAAUUCAAGUUGCUACUCUAAAUUAAUUAUUGUGGUAUGAUGAGUUAAUUAUUAUAUCGAAGGUCAGUUUAUCUCUAUAUUAUAUUCCUUAUUUAUACCUAAGCGAUAAAUACAAGUAGGUAGGUACCUAAUAGAUACGAUUAUGUGAUAGGUAGCAACUAACAACUAACUACAUUAAAUAAAUUUAUGUGAUUUA
Molecule: messenger RNA, 1740 nt
Organism: Maniola jurtina (meadow brown)
Lineage: Eukaryota; Metazoa; Arthropoda; Insecta; Lepidoptera; Nymphalidae
Product: microsomal glutathione S-transferase 1-like
Exons: 1
Coding region: 105-557 (150 amino acids)
Cellular component (GO): membrane
Source: RefSeq, a predicted model, not a curated record